GAUUCCAACCUUAUCGUGACGGAUGAAUUCGUUGAGGAUUCAUAUGAUACCAAACAAAUUCUAUUGAAAUCAAUAAUUGCUGAAGUUGGCGAAGAAAAUGUUCGAGAAGUGUGGAAAAUUAAAGACAUGCGACCCGGAAAUAGCAAACACUCGCAUUUCGUGGUAGUGGAUAUAAUUAUGAGUGCCUACUGUUUUGCAAAUCAAGAAUCGGCGAAGAAUCAACUGAACGAAAUACUAACGCCAAAUCUCUCGAUUAUAUCCAAGUCCGUGACGUGUGUUUUACGUCGUGCAGCACAACGAAAAGUCAAAUAUGGAGAGGAAAAUGAACCUGGAUCAAUUGAAAAUUCAUUAGUGUCAAGACGAAAGGGACGUCCAGAAACCAAACGUUAUAAAUCUGUGACUGAAAAAAAAGGAAAAUCAUGCACAUACACCUGCGGUGCAUGUGGUCAAACAGGACACAAUAGCGUGACAUGUCAAAAUCGCUAG
Molecule: messenger RNA, 486 nt
Organism: Ambispora gerdemannii
Lineage: Eukaryota; Fungi; Glomeromycota; Glomeromycetes; Archaeosporales; Ambisporaceae
Source: the annotation of a GenBank genome assembly